UGCAUGGGGAUCUCUUAGGGUCUCACUCUUCGGCUGUCUUUAUGCCAGGCAACAGCGAAAGAAGGAAACUGUCCAGAUUAUAUUUUCUUUUAUAACCGAAAAGGGAACUUUCCGACACCAUCAACUGUACCGGACAGCCUUAUAACUACAAGUCUUAUCGUUUACGAGGAUUAUUCUAACUCGGAUUUAACAGCCUGGCGGUCAGGGUUAUGGAUUUUAACCUGCUGACUGACAGCGAGACCCGCAGCCCAGCGCUGUCACUCUCAGACACUGGAACCCCCCAGCAUGACCAGGGAUGCAAGGGCCAGGAAAACAGCGACACCGAAAAAUCCCACCAGAAUCAGACGGACGAAUCAAACGCUGAGGACGGGUCGUUGAAGAAGAAGCAGCGGAGACAGCGAACACACUUCACCAGCCAGCAGUUACAGGAGCUGGAAGCCACCUUUCAGAGGAACCGCUACCCCGACAUGAGCACCAGGGAGGAGAUUGCAGUGUGGACGAACCUUACGGAGGCCAGAGUCAGGGUAUGGUUUAAGAAUCGUCGUGCCAAGUGGAGGAAGAGAGAGCGGAACCAGCAGGCUGAGCUCUGCAAAAACGGCUUUGGCACCCAGUUCAAUGGACUCAUGCAGCCCUAUGACGACAUGUAUUCAGGCUACUCCUACAAUAACUGGGCCACUAAGGGCCUGGCCAGCAGCCCGCUCUCUGCUAAGAGUUUCCCCUUCUUUAAUUCCGUGAACGUCAGCCCUCUGUCCUCACAGCCCAUGUUUUCCCCGCCCAGCUCCAUCUCCUCCAUGAACAUGGCGUCCUCAAUGGUGCCCUCGGCUGUGGCUGGCGUUCCAGGUUCUGGCCUCAACAACCUGGGCAAUCUGAAUAACCUGAACAGCCCCUCGCUGAACUCUGCCGUGUCUGCCAGUGCCUGCCCGUAUGCCGCAGCGGCAGCCAGCCCAUACAUGUACCGGGACACAUGCAACUCCAGCCUAGCUAGCCUGCGGCUCAAGGCCAAGCAGCAUGCCAACUUUGCAUACCCAACUGUGCAAAACCCAGUGUCCAACCUCAGCCCCUGUCAGUAUGCAGUGGACCGGCCAGUAUGAAGAAUUCCACCAGCCUCUCCAGCUAUGAUCACUGACUUUGAGUAACCACACGUCAACAUGGAAUGGUUAACAACACAUUUGUUUGUUUCUUUAUUUGUUUGUUUAAAGGCGAUGCAUACAAUAAAAAUAGGCUUCUUCACAAAGCCUGAAUCCUGAUGGACCAUACUGCAAAGGAAUUCAACGAAAAGAUACCGUUGUUGGCCUGACCAACCGAUACAAAGGAUUGCUAAACAAUAUCUGCUAAAAUGACUAGAGUGAACUGGCCAGACAGUGAAUGAUUUAACGAUGCUAGUGGCCAACGUAGGCAUGAGUGCCUUCACCACUGUAACCAUGUAAAGGGGACCUUUGGUUAUACCAUGGCCUAGUCAAUGUAUAUAAUGGACUCCUUUGUUUUCUAUGUGAUAUAAAGUAUAUAUAGUAGUACUCUGAAGAUGAAAAAGCAUGUUCUUCAAGAGCAGAAGCUAGACUGACAUACUCUGAGUGCAUCCGUUAGGGAUUUUGAUCUUUGUUGUGACUUCCAUUUGCCUGAGUUGGUCAAAGGUGACUGAGAGGGAAAGAGGAAUGUUGCCAAGGACUGUCCUCUGAAACCGAAUCCACAGAAAGAAACAAAUGCCAUUUUCCACAUCAGACCUUAAAUAAGUAACUAAAGCCAUUCAAUAUACAGAUUUGUGUGGUGUUACCAAGAGGGAGUACACGGCUGUAAAAAUGUAUGUAAGAGUGCAGUUGUCAUAAAAUAUGCUUUUCCUGGUGUAGUCUGUUUUGUCUCAUUAAAAGAUAAGACAUCUGUUUUAUUAAUA
This is a messenger RNA of Paramormyrops kingsleyae, 1888 nucleotides long. It is a transcript of the gene pitx3, whose product is annotated as paired-like homeodomain 3. Gene Ontology annotation, molecular function: DNA-binding transcription factor activity, RNA polymerase II-specific; RNA polymerase II cis-regulatory region sequence-specific DNA binding. Gene Ontology annotation, cellular component: nucleus. Lineage: Eukaryota; Metazoa; Chordata; Actinopteri; Osteoglossiformes; Mormyridae. Gene Ontology annotation, biological process: regulation of transcription by RNA polymerase II; anatomical structure morphogenesis. The record is from RefSeq and is a predicted model, not a curated record.